UAUAAUUUCCUGGUUUAGUCUUAGAGCCUUUCUUAAGCAACAGAACAACAUUAAUUAUCCUCCUAUUCUCCUAAGGUUGUUUUAAGAUUGUUUUAUGUAUCUCUGCUACAGCCCCUGUAAUUUCUUAACUAGCCUCCCACAGGAUCCAAGAGAACAUCUCAUCAGGCCCUGAGGAUUUAUCCACCCUAAUUUCCUCCAAGACAGCAAACACCUCCUCCUCUGUAAUCUGAGUAGGGUCCAUGACCUCACUGCUGAUUUGCAUCAAUUUUAUAAACUCUGUAUCCAUCUACUGAGUAAACACAGAAGCAAAAAAUCCAUUUAAGAGCUCCCCCGUCUCUUUUGGCUCCAUGCAUAGAUAACCACUCUUCAAAGAAUACAUGGAACACCAAUAACAGUACACGGCAGUACAGGCCCUUUACCCCACAAUGUUGUGCCAAUCCCUUAUCCUACUCCAAGAUCAACUGAACCCUUCCCUCCCACAUAGCCCUUCAAUUUUGUUUUAUCUAAGUGUCUCUUAAGUGUCCCUAAUGUAUUUCCCUCUACUAUUACCUCUGGCAGCACAUUGUACACACCUACCACUCUCUGUGUGAAAAAACUACCCCUGACAUCCCCCUAAACUUUCCUCCAAUCACAUUAAAAUUACACCCCUACGUAUUAGCAAUUUCUGCCCUGAGAAAAAAGUCUCUGGCUGUCCAUUCUACUUAUGCCUAUUAUCAUUUUAUACACCUCUAUCAAGACACCUCUCAUUUUCCCUCACUUGAAAGAAAAAAAAUUCUAGCUCGCUCAACCUUUCCUUUAUAAGACGUGCUCUCCAACCUAGGCAGCAUCCUGGUAAAUCUCAUCUGUAUCCUCUCUAAAGCUUCCACAUCCUUUCUAUAAUGCGGUGACCAGAACUGAACAUAAUACUCCAAAAGUGUGGUCUAACCAGCAUUUUAUAGAGCUGCAACAUUACGUCGCAGCUCUUAAACUCAAUCCCCAACUAAUGAAGGCCAACGCACCAUAUGCCUGCUUAACAACCUGAUCAACUUGCACUGUGAACUGGAGCAAUCUAUGGACACAGACCCCAAGAUCUUUCUGUUCCUUCACACUGUUAAGAAUCCUGCAUUCUGCCUUCAAGUUUCAUCUUCCAAAGUGAAUUACCUCACACUUUUCUAGAUUGUACUCCACCUGCAACUUCUCAGCCCAGUUCUGCAUGCUAUCUAUGAUCUGUUGUAACCUGUGACAAACUUCUACACUGUCCAUAACACCAUCAACCUUUGUGUCAUCUGCAAACUUAGUAACCCUUCCACUUCCUCAACCAAGUCAUUUAUAUGUAAAUAUCCCAAAGAUCAGGGGUCCUAGGACUGAUCACGGUGGAGCACCAUUGGUCAUUGACUGUCAGGUAGAAUAUGGUACAUCUACUAUCCCCAUUUGCCUUCUGUGGGCAAGCCAAUUCUGAAUCCAUGCCACCAAGUUUCCCUGCAUUCCAUGACUCCCAACAUGCUGAAAGAGCCUACCAUAGGGAUUCCUGUCAAAUGCCUUAAUAAAAUUGAUAUGCACCAUAUCUUCCUAGCAGUAAAAGCCUUAAUACAAACAUGAAAGAAGAAGCCCUUGUAAGAUUUAGGCCUGGGCUUUAGCUUCCUGAUAACUUGGAGUCAGGAAUGGCAGGAUGAGAGGAAGGGGAAUAGUAGACAAAAAGCAGAACUCAGUUCAAUUCAUUUUGGCACAACCAUAACAGAUUAUUAAUUUCCAUCACAGCUUUUUGUGCUGAGCAAAGACAAUGAUGAUGAACACAAUUCAGUUUCAACCCCAAAAUUUAAUAUAUCCUGUAAGCUUGACACUUGAGAGCUUUCUGAGUUGUAUGAAUCACCAAAUUGAUUGGCAAAAUGGGCUACAAAUGCACAAGGCUACCUCUAAAAUUAUAAUCCCUUCCCUAAAACUCAUGCUGAGGCUGUAAGAGCAACAAUAGGUGUCCUAAUCCCAAUGAAGAGUGGAUUAUCUCCACCAAAGUUGCCACAGACAUCAGCGGCCACUGUCUGGUCCUCCACACUUGUAUUUAGUGACUCUGGUGCUUUGGUGAACUUAUUUAAUUGGGGAAGUUGAGCACAAUGGUACAUUCACCCACAUCCUGAAGCACCAAAUCUCACUUUGGGGAUCCAUCAAGAGCCCUUUUCCUCUGCCCUUCCACACAGCUACUUCUGAUCAGCCUCAUCUUUCUGCAGUGUUGUAUCUUUCCUUCAUUGUCACAAUCCAUCCAUGCAACAUAUAUUCACUCUUGCUCAAAAUUCUCUUCUUUCCCCCCUUGCGGAGUCUGGAAAGCUGGACAAAGAACUGAAGGUAUCACUGCAAGCUCCAGCCAGUUGUCAUCAGUGAAGUAAUUAGCUUUAGAGCUAAACACCAUGACCAAAUCUAUGAUAACUACAUGUGGAGAGAUGUAUGUCUCACAGCUACGUGAUUACAGAAUCAUUUUGUCCUGUUAUCACAACAAUCGAUAUAAUAGAUUCAAUGUCAGAAAUAAAUAACUUCCAUGGUGAAGAUUCAGACAUUUUAUUCCAUGCAAACCAUCAAUCAGAACGUGCAACAGACUGAUGAUCUCAUAAGAGGAUACUCACUGUCACAAACUUAUAAGACCAUAAGAUAUAGAAGCAGAAGCAGGCCAUUCAGCCCAUCAAGUCUGCUCCAUCAUCCAAUCAUAGCUGAUCCAAUUCUUCCAGUCAUCCCUACUACCCUGCCUUCUCCCCAUACCCUUUGAUGCCCUAGCUAAUCAAGAACCUAUCUAUCUCUGCCUUAAAUGCACCCAAUGAUGGCCUCCACAACCGCUCGUGGCAACAAAUUCCACAGAUUUACCACCCUCUGACUAAAGUGAUUUCUCCACAUCUCUGUUCUAAUGUGCCAAGCUUGCACCUUGUACUUUGUUCAGCUGCCACAAAACAACAAAUUUCGCAAAAUAUAUUGGUAAUGAUAAAACCUGACUCUGCUUUUCCCCCCACUACUUUCAAAUCUCUUAGUAUCUCUCCUUUCAGUUAGUCCUGACGAAGGGUCUCGGCCCAAAACGUCGACGGUGCUUCUCCUUAUAGAUGCUUGUGGUGAACUACGUGUGCCUAUCUGGACAUGCCCCCUGCUGACUGCUCCUGUGGCUCCUCCCACAGGCCCCUGUAUAAAGGCGAUCUGAGGCCUAUGCUCGGCCUCAGUCUCCAGGAUGUAGCAUGAUGGUCACUCACUGCUGGUUCCUUCUUCCAGUCAAUAAAAGCCGAUAUCUCGCCUUUACGUCUCAGAAUGAGUUAUUGAUGGUGCAUCAAUUUUAUUGACUGGAAGUUUUAAAACAUGGAAACCGUUUUACGUCCAGAAAGGUUGGAUUUGGACCCUCAAGACCCUGAAGCAGCUCUUGCUUUUGAACUCUGGCUUGCAUGCUUCCAAUCAUACUUGGAGGAGUUUCGUGCAACUGACCCUGCCUCGAGGGUCACCCCAAAAGUUUAUUCCAUUAUCCGGGACCUGCCGACCUACGAUGGGGCACUAGACGCCCUCAAAAGACAGUACCUGCGGCCAGUGAACACCAUCUACGCAAGACAUCGUUUAGCUACCAGGUGACAGCCGCCUGGCGAAUCGAGCGCCGAGUUUCUCCGAGCACUACAGACACUUGUCCAAACUUGUGACUGCAAGACGCUCACGGCAGAACAGCAUGCGGAGCUGCUGGUGCGAGACGCCUUUGUGACGGGACUGAGGUCAGUGUACAUGCGCCAGCGGCUGCUGGAAAAAGCCGAUCUUACCUUACGCUCGGUGAUCGAGACGGCCAACGCUCUGGAAGCUGCUCUGCACAACGCUGAUGCUGUCCAGUCGCGCGAUUCCCCGCCGGUUCCGUGGACACCUCAGACCCCGCCACCGCCGGCUCCCAGGAGCGAAUUCGCCAAUGCCGCUGCCAGUCGCGAUUCCACCAGCUCCCCGAACCCGACCACGGCUGCGGCCCAUCAGAAGCCCGUGCUUUGUUAUUUCUGCAGACUCAAAAAGCACCCCCGAAAACGCUGCCCAGCGCGAGAAGCGACCUGCUCCAGCUGCGGAAAGCGGGGCCAUUUCGCCAAGGUCUGUAAGUCUAAACUAUCAGCGGAGUGUAGCGCUGCAGGUGAGACGUGGGGGCCGCCAUCUUGCAUACCCGGAUGUGGGCGGCUAUCUUUGUCUGCGUCAGCAUGCCCCGCCCCCGACCCUCCGAAGCUUACCGGGUACCCCGGAUGUGGGCGGCCAUCUUUGUCAACGUCAGCACGCCCCGCCCCCGACCCUCGGAUGCUGACCGGGUACCCCGGAUGUGAGCGGCCAUCUUUGUCGACGUCAGCUCGCCCCGCCCCCAACCCUCCGAUGCUUACCGGGUACCCUGACGGCUCAACUCUGGCCACUGUAACCCUCGACCAAAGCGCCCCACACCAGCUUGCAAGGUCUAUGAUGGACAUCCAGGUGGAGGGGCACAGGACUAGAUGCCUGUUUGACACGGGCAGCACUGAGAGUUUUAUUCACCCGGACACAGUGCAACGCUGUGGACUCACAACACAGCUGGAAGUCUGUCACUGGGACCACCCUACCAGUUUGGCUGACGUCCCCGGGGCCAGUGCUGCUCUGGAAACAUGUGAGGAGUAAUAAAUACUCCCCGCUGGUUGAGAGGGUUCACCUUCUACAUGUGAACCCCCAGUAUGCCUACGUGGUCUUACCUGAUGGGCGGGAGGACAUGGUCUCCAUCCGCGACCUGGCACCCGCAGGUGCAGCAGACCACUACCCUGAAGGCUCUCCGGUAACUAUGAACCCUGUGCCUGAGGUGACACUGUGCUCACCAGGCCCUACACAGACUCCUCACGACACUUAUAUACCAGGCGUUUCGUACGCAUAUAUACCAGGCGCCUCGCAGAUGCGUGAGGGAUCACUGGCGCCUAGUGGGCUGGAACCAGCACAACCUCCGUCUCCUGUGCAAUCACCAAUGUCGCCGGCAUCUGUGCAAUCACAGCCGGUGCUACGUAGAUCGCAGCGACAGAUUCGACCACCUGAUAGACUUGACCUGUAAGAAACUUCGCCACAUGGGGACUCUUUCAAACAGAGGGGGGGGGUGAAUGUGGUGAACUACGUGUGCCUGUCUGGACAUGCCCCCUGCUGACUGCUCCUGUGGCUCCUCCCACAGACCCCUGUAUAAAGACGAUCGAGGCCUGAUGCUCGGCCUCAGUCUCCAGGAUGUAGUAUGGUGGUCACUCACUGCUUGUUCCUUCUUCCAGUCAAUAAAAGCCGAUA
Messenger RNA from Hypanus sabinus (Atlantic stingray), 5241 nucleotides. RefSeq lists its product as uncharacterized. The transcript has 2 exons. The record is from RefSeq and is a predicted model, not a curated record. NCBI's taxonomy places the organism in Eukaryota, Metazoa, Chordata, Chondrichthyes, Myliobatiformes, Dasyatidae. Gene Ontology annotation, molecular function: nucleic acid binding; zinc ion binding. Bases 3712 to 4602 code for a protein of 296 amino acids.